UCUCCGCCCCGCCCCAGAAGCUGCUGCCCUCCUAAUUCGUCAUUGGCCCACCUUUGCUGGGCGAGGAAACUGAGGCUCAGAGAGGGUAAGAAAUUUUGCCUAAAGCUUCACCGCAAAUCGAAACAGAAGUUGGAAGCCAGCAGCCUGUCCACCCACCCCCACAAUUUCUGAACCCGGAGUAGCUCUGAUCAUUCGUAUUUUGUCCUCGCCUCCCACCUUUGUGUCCCAGCUCCUCACGGCGUGCGGAACUCCGGCCCCGAGGCGAGGAGGAGUAAGGGUUGCGCGAGGAGAGGCGGCGACCCCCGCUGGCUGCCCGCCGUUCCCUUUAAGAGCAGGCCCCGGCGGGACUACGUUUCCCAGAAGGCUUUGCCGGCGCGUUAUGUAACUUUCCCUGCGAAGCGGCCUCUGGGGCAGAAGGAGGUGGAGGUGGCGGCGGCCGUUGCAGCGGCGGCGGAGAGAGCGGCGGGAGCCCUAGGUGGCGGCGAGAGCAGCCCAUCGUGGGACCCGAGCUGUGCGCCUCGGCUCGGAGCCCGGACCGGGCGAGGGCGCCGACGUGCCUCGGCCUGCCUUUGCGAGGGAGGCGGGAGUGAGCAAAAAGGCUUAAGGCCCAGGGGGCGGGGAAGGGGGGCCGGGCCUGGAUCCGGCGGGGAGGCCGAGCCGGAGGCCGGACCGUGGCUAGCGCUGUCCCGGGGACGCGGAUCGCACGGCGGCGGCGGCGCGAAUCGCACGGCGGCGGCCGGUGGAACGCGGGGGCCGGGCGGCGCGCGGACUGGGGCCAUGGCGUCUGUGCAGGCGUCCCGCCGCCAGUGGUGCUACCUGUGCGACCUGCCCAAGAUGCCGUGGGCCAUGGUGUGGGACUUCAGCGAGGCGGUGUGCCGCGGCUGCGUGAACUUCGAGGGCGCGGACCGCAUCGAACUGCUCAUCGAUGCCGCCCGCCAGCUCAAGCGCAGCCACGUGCUUCCCGAAGGCCGCUCGCCCGGGCCCCCGGCCCUUAAGCACCCGGCCACCAAGGACCUGGCUGCGGCCGCCGCACAGGGGCCCCAGCUGCCGCCCCCGCAGGCCCAGCCCCAGCCAUCAGGGACUAGCAGCGGCGUCUCAGGCCAGGACCGCUAUGACAGGGCCACAUCAUCGGGCCGCCUCCCCCUGCCCUCGCCGGCCCUGGAAUACACUCUGGGGUCCCGCCUGGCCAAUGGGCUUGGCCGUGAGGAGGCUGUGGCAGAGGGGGCGCGAAGGGCCUUGCUUGGCUCCAUGCCUGGCUUGAUGCCCCCUGGGCUGCUAGCAGCUGCAGUGUCUGGCCUGGGAAGCAGAGGCCUGACGCUGGCACCCGGCUUGAGUCCUGCCCGGCCCCUCUUCAGCUCUGAUUUCGAGAAAGAGAAGCAGCAGAGGAAUGCGGACUGUCUGGCAGAACUGAACGAGGCCAUGCGGGGCAGGGCAGAGGAAUGGCACGGGCGCCCCAAAGCAGUGCGGGAACAGCUACUGGCGCUGUCCGCCUGCGCCCCGUUCAAUGUGCGCUUCAAGAAGGAUCACGGGCUGGUGGGGAGGGUGUUCGCCUUCGAUGCUACUGCCCGUCCUCCAGGAUACGAGUUCGAGUUGAAGCUCUUCACGGAAUACCCCUGUGGUUCCGGCAAUGUGUACGCAGGCGUCCUGGCGGUGGCUCGUCAGAUGUUCCACGAUGCUCUGCGGGAGCCGGGCAAGGCACUGGCCUCUUCGGGCUUCAAGUACCUCGAAUAUGAACGCCGGCAUGGCUCAGGAGAAUGGCGGCAGCUGGGUGAGCUACUGACCGACGGUGUCCGCAGCUUCCGCGAGCCAGCUCCCGCAGAGGCCCUUCCCCAGCAGUACCCAGAGACGGCCCCUGCGGCUCUUUGUGGCCCACCCCCGCGAGCCCCAUCCCGGAACCUAGCGCCCACGCCGCGCCGUCGCAAGGCAUCCCCCGAGCCUGAAGGCGAGGCGGCUGGAAAGAUGACCACCGAGGAGCAGCAGCAACGACACUGGGUAGCACCUGGUGGCCCGUAUUCCGCUGAGACCCCUGGUGUGCCCUCACCCAUUGCCGCCCUGAAGAAUGUGGCCGAGGCCCUGGGUCAAUCACCCAAGGACCCUGGCGGAGGUGGGGGGCCUGUGCGUGCAGGGGGUGCCAGCCCUGCAGCCUCCUCCACGGCCCAGCCUCCAACCCAGCAUCGCCUGGUUGCCCGCAACGGUGAAGCCGAAGUCAGUCCCACAGCGGGGGCCGAAGCUGUCAGCGGGGGUGGCGGCGGCACCGGGGCGACCCCUGGGGCCCCCCUGUGCUGUACCCUGUGCAGGGAGCGGCUGGAAGACACCCACUUCGUCCAGUGCCCCUCGGUGCCCGGACACAAGUUCUGCUUUCCCUGCUCGCGCGAGUUCAUCAAGGCACAGGGCCCGGCUGGGGAGGUGUACUGCCCGAGCGGAGACAAAUGCCCGCUGGUGGGUUCCUCCGUCCCCUGGGCCUUCAUGCAGGGUGAGAUCGCCACCAUCCUUGCUGGAGACAUCAAGGUUAAGAAAGAACGGGACCCGUAGGCCACCACUGCCUCCAGGCCACUGGCCACCACCCUCUGCCCCUUUGCCACCCACCGCUGCCGCGGAUAAAUUAUUCCCUCCCCGACCUAGCCCAGUGCCACCCCUACCUGUGUACAUACUCCCUUCCUCUGCACAGACGGGUCCCCUGGGGUAGAUGCAUUGUGGGUGGGGGGAGAAAGCUUGUGGUUCCUGUCCGAGGGGGUGUUUGGGGUCCCUUGGCCCCUCCAGUUUCCCUCUGUCCUCCUUGGCUUGGCUUUGCUGCUGCUUGUAGUUGGGGGAGAGGUGCCCCCUCCUCCUUGAGAAGGGACCUCCUGAAAACUCGCUCUUUAUAAACCCUCUCCCGCCCCCUUCUGCUCCUUCAAUAAACCGAAAGAUGGGUUUUUUUUUC
Molecule: messenger RNA, 2920 nt
Organism: Callithrix jacchus (white-tufted-ear marmoset)
Lineage: Eukaryota; Metazoa; Chordata; Mammalia; Primates; Cebidae
Gene: IRF2BP1
Product: interferon regulatory factor 2 binding protein 1
Biological process (GO): regulation of transcription by RNA polymerase II
Cellular component (GO): nucleus
Molecular function (GO): transcription corepressor activity
Source: RefSeq, a predicted model, not a curated record